GUAGAAAAUAGUGAUUUUGGAUCGAUUAGUGAAAAACUGGUGAAAUCCAGUUUGUAUUGCAGUCAUAGACCAGAAUCUGACGCAACUUACAGUGAAUAAUGGCAUAGGAAUUGACUUUUCAUAUGAUUUCAUUCGCAUUACACAUAUUUUGAAAUUAUGCCACUUUUUGCUCAAUUCUCUCAUUUUAUAUUUUCAAGUUAUUUAUUACAAUUGGAAAUUAAUAAUUGAAUUAUUAUUGCGUUGACAGUAAUUGCGGUCAUGACUAUCGACGGCCCAGAAUUAGUUGUGUUUGAUUUUGACGAGACAAUAGUUGACUGUAAUUCAGACACAUAUAUCAAUGAAUUGGCCACCGAUGGCGUCAUUCCCGAAGAGAUUAUGAAUAAAUACUACGAUCACAACAAUUGGAUUGAAUACAUGAGACAAGUUCUCACAUAUCUUCACAAAAGCGGUGUUACAGAAGAAGAGCUGCGGAAUUGUCUCAAACGAAUGCCACUCAUCACUGGUAUGAAAGACUUGGUCUCUAAUCUCAAGAACUCAGGUCCACAGAAAUACGAACUGAUUAUCAUUUCCGAUGCAAACACUCUAUUCAUUGGACAGUCUCUCGAAUUCAAUCAAUUGGAUAAAGCAUUCCGCAAAGUAUACACAAAUCCUGCAAAAUUUGAUGGGAAUGGAUGUCUUCAGUUGGAAGGAUAUCACGACCAGAAUUGGUGCGAUAUUUCAUCCAUUAAUCUCUGCAAAGGAUUUGUUUUAAUGGAUUACAUCGCGAAACGCAAAAUAGAGGACAACAUUAUCUUCUCUCGAGUCUCAUAUAUAGGCGACGGAAACAACGAUAUCUGUCCGGCACUCAAACUUACACCAAAUGAUCGAAAAAAUAUUCCAACGGAUAUCAAAACUGGUUUAUCAAAAGAACAACUCAUCGAAACCAUAAAGGAUUACGAGGCACUGAUUGUGAGAUCGGCCACAAAUGUAACGGCAGAUGUGAUCAAUGCAGGCAAGAAACUGAAAGUAAUCGGUAGAGCGGGUGUGGGAGUGAACAAUAUCGAUGUGGACGCGGCCACCAAACAAGGCGUUAUUGUCAUUAAUGCUCCGGGAGGCAAUACAAUCAGUGCAUGUGAGCUGACAUGUACUAUGAUUUUAUCCCUCUCGCGACACAUCACUCAAGCCUGUGCUUCGCUUAAGAGUGGUGUUUGGGACCGAAAAAGUUUUUCUGGCAAUGAAUUGUUGGGCAAAACAUUGGCGAUCAUAGGUUUAGGUCGUAUCGGGAGAGAAGUGGCCACAAGAAUGCAAGCGUUUGGUAUGAAGACCAUUGGAUUUGAUCCGUUAGUUUCGGCCGAUGUGAGCAAAACAUUUGGUGUGGAGAGCUUUCCAUUGGACCAGAUCUGGCCUCAGGCCGACUACAUCACUGUUCACACUCCACUCAUUCCUCAAACUAAAAAUCUGUUGAAUGACAAAACUCUGGGUGAGUGUAAGAAAGGGGUGCGACUGAUAAACGUUGCGCGCGGAGGCAUCAUAGAAGAGGAGGCGCUCUUACGGGCCCUACAGUCAGGACAAGUGGGCGGCGCAGGACUCGAUGUGUUUGAAUCAGAACCACCGAAACGAACUCAACUAAUAAGUCACCCCAAAGUGAUUUGUACACCACAUUUGGGCGCGAGUACUGCUGAAGCCCAGAUCAAUGUGGCCAAAGAAAUCGCACUCCAGUUUUUGGAUCUCAUUGAUGGCAAAUCAAUCCACGGAUGCGUAAAUGCUUCUCUUCUUCCCAAACAUUAAACUACU
Molecule: messenger RNA, 1773 nt
Organism: Medioppia subpectinata
Lineage: Eukaryota; Metazoa; Arthropoda; Arachnida; Sarcoptiformes; Oppiidae
Source: the annotation of a GenBank genome assembly